GGUGCCCGGCUUUCUCCCCGGGGGGCGGGAGCGCGAGCCGCGGCGCAGGACACUCCCCCGACCGGCUCCUGCGGGCGCCCGGGUGGCCGGCCCUGGUGGCCGACGCCGGGUCCUUGCCCCGCGGCCGCCGAGCCGUUCGCACCUCGCCCGGGGGCCCUCCGGGAGCCGGUCCCCGCCGUCCCCGCCGCGCCGGCCGUAUCGCUCCCAGCAUCUCGGCGAGUUUCCAGUUUCUCCCCACUUCGGGAGGGAACCGAGGAGCAGGAGGAGUUCAGGUCCGAAGUGCUCCCCACCCUCCUGCCAAAGUCCCCAGAAGUGGCGCGAGCACUUGCAGCCCACCUAAGGCGAGGGGACAGAGGAUGAAGAAAGAGGCAACUUUCCGGAAUUUUUGUUGGAGUAUACACACCUCCCAGGAGCAGACCACUGGGCUGGGGAGCCGACCCCACCUGGGGCAAGAGGCGGACAUGUGGAAAAGCCAGGUGAAGACACAAUGAGAAGGCAGCCAUCUGCAAGCCAGGAAGGGAGCCCUCACCAGGAACUGCAGAGGCUGGCACCCCAAUCUUGGACUUCCAGACUGCAGAACUGGGAGAAAAUAAAUGUCUGUUGUUGAUGCUGCCCGGUCUGUGGUGUUUUGUCAUGGCAGCCAUGGCAGGCAACACCCUUCCCUGCCCUGUGGUCUCCAAGCUUCAGCCUCAGA
Messenger RNA from Hipposideros armiger (great roundleaf bat), 694 nucleotides. Its product is annotated as myosin IC heavy chain-like. The transcript is spliced from 4 exons. The record is from RefSeq and is a predicted model, not a curated record. Lineage: Eukaryota; Metazoa; Chordata; Mammalia; Chiroptera; Hipposideridae. The annotation marks the transcript as partial.